AUGACGGCCGUCCAGUUGAACAUGACCGAGCCCCAAGAGACCCAGAUGACGGUGUCAGUGUUGGCAGCGCUGGGAGGAAUUCCAAAGAUCUUUUCUGCAACGAUGGAGUUUACGGACAAGGUUGAGGUCUCGUGGGAGGGGUGGUUGAUUGGGUCGGUGACGCUGGAGACGGUGCAUGUGUCGAAGGGCAAGGAGGAGAUCUUGCAUAGUGCGAUGUUCCAGAUCUUGAAUACUACUGCGCUCAGUCAGUUUGCGAAAGUCAUGAUCAAAGAGGGAGGUGUCAAGACUCGGCAGUUGGUCUCUCUGGCACUGAGUCCGGUGACGGUGACGGUCGCCUCGACUCGUGUUGUCCCUGCUGCUGCUGUGCGGGAGGAGGCGACAUUGAGCUUGGGCAGCGGCGAGGUUAUGACGACGCCGAGUGUCGAGGAGGGAGCGUUGUUGGCGGUUGACGUGGAUGCAGCGGACAAGGACUGCGAGGAAGACUAUGGCGGCGAGGCCGCCCAGGAUUAG
Messenger RNA from Linnemannia hyalina, 510 nucleotides. Lineage: Eukaryota; Fungi; Mortierellomycota; Mortierellomycetes; Mortierellales; Mortierellaceae. The record is from the annotation of a GenBank genome assembly.